AAUGAUGAAAUUUGCUUGCUGUGAAUAUAUACUAGAACAUGCAUACGUUUCCGCUUUAACGUAGGACUUGGAUGUUAAUGUAUAGUUGACUCUGAUGUGUUUUUGCAUCUGCUUAUUGUGCGUAUAUAUGCAUACGUUACCGUUUUUACUUAGGACCAGGGUGUCAUUUGUAUUGUCAACUCUGCUGUUUAUAUUUAACAACGUAUACGCACAAACCUGUAGUAAAACAGCUCAAGGAUUAACUACUACCGAGGUAAACGCUGAUGAUGACGGUCAUAUCAAAGGUGAGUACACUGGCGACCACCCAGUGGCUACGUAAGCAGAUCGGGUCCAGCAACACGGCGACCCGAGCUUUACGUAUCCUGGACACGUCUUUCGUGAGGGACAAACAGGUGGAUACGUAUACCAUGGAUUACCUAGAGGGUCACAUUCCCCAGGCCCUGUUCUUCGACCUUCACAAGUGUGUUGAGAGCACCCCGAGCAUCCCACGAAACCUGCCUGACCCCGCCUGCUUCACGAGCUACGUACGGAAGCUUGGCAUUUGGCCGGACACCCACGUGGUCGCUUACGACAGGUUCGGGCCCGCGUCCGCCUACAGGACCUGGUGGCUCUUCCGGCUGUACGGCCAUACGAACAUAUCUGUGCUGGACGGUGGUUACCGGAAGUGGGUAGCAGACGGGUACGACACCACCAAGGAGGAGCCGGAAGUCGAGCCGUCCAUGUUCAUUCCACAACUGGACCGAUUCCUGGUGCGAACCUUCGACGACAUGGCGGAGAAUCUCAGGACGUGUAGGGAGCAGGUUGUGGACGCUAGGGGGGCCACGGACCGCGCUGUCGUGGACACGGAGUCUGGUGGCGGGAAGAUACCGGGGUCCAGGCACGUGAGCUUCGAGGAGCUGUUUAACGAGGAUGGGACGAUGAAGACGGAAGAGCAGCUGAAAUCAAUGUUUGACGAUGCAGGUUUGAAUCUCCAGCGCCCACUGGUGGCCACUUGUAACACGGGCAUGACGGCGUGCGGGGUGGCGGCGGCCGCACACAUCCUUGGCAGGGAUAUACCCGUGUACUAUGGCUCUUGGACGGAAUGGCGUCAACGCGCGAGGGAGGAGCAUACGUAUAGCGGGUGUACGGAGCAACAAGAUGUCUUAAAGAACGGCCUCGGAUUAUAGUCUUAAUAUACAUAUAGUGACUUGGUUUGCUGAUGGUGUUCUCAGAACCUAAUUUAAGUUGAAAUCAACUAUGCAUUAGUGCCGUUUGUUGCUGUAGUGGUUGAGUGCGUCCUGAAGUCCUGAGUUAGUUUAGUCCUGAGCGUUUGGAAGCCGAACUUAAAGUGUUUGGAACAAAAUGUUUUUAGAAGUGUUGUCUGAAUAUAAUAAGAGACCAGUAUCCUAAUUUUGAGUGCCGUUGUUAUGGUUAUUUACGAAUCUCGAUAUAUUAAGAAAACUAUUUUUUACCUGUGAAAGAAUAAGGUGCGGAAUUACGUUGUCCGUUUAGUCAUUUAUGUGUUGUAUAAAAUGUUCAUUUUUAUGUGUGACUUUUCAACCUAACUGUUUAUGGAGACCGGGGUAAAGUGUUUAACUCAUAAACUUUUCAAAUUGUAGGAACAUGUUGAUAAUUUAAAUUGGUUCAGUCAUGUUUUAGUAAGGCGACUAACCUUUUAAAUACAAAUGUGUCUUGAAUCCAAUCAAGUUAGUCGGAUUUUUUUAGUUUAUUUCCUUAAUGAUGGUUUCGAAUAUCUUAACAUCAAAAUCGGUAAUGCCACAAUUGUUUGAGAACUUAUUUAGCAUUUUCAAAUGUAUCACUAUUCAAUGUGUAACAUAAUGAGAUUGUGUUGUUCGUGGGUUUUUUGUUGAUUUUAAAAUUAUAAUUUUAUGAUUAAGCUGAGUUAAAAUAUCAGGUAACUUAUUACUGCGAUCACUUGGACAUUUUAUUCAGAUUCAUUACAUUGUAUUAUUCAUACGGCGUUUCGAUUUUGUUUUCCAAUUAUUUCAAAUAAUCCGAAUUCCGGCUCUUUUAUCCUUGUAUAAUACUUUUGUAUUGUUUGAUGUCCAUAAUAAUAAUAACGGUAACCGUAUGACGCAAACGCAAAUUUUGUUAUCUUUAAAUUAACGUUUACAGAUGAAUAUUAAAUGCACUUUUAUCAUUUUUUUGCGCAACUGGUGAAAUCCUAACAAGAUGGUCAUUUUAAAUGUGCCGUUCAUCACAUUCUUGAUUAAACAAAAUCCGGUUCUGUUAAUCUGAACCAUUGUAAAUAUGCCGUCCUCAUGCAUUCUAUACACGGUUGAGCAGCCGUGGGUUCGUAGUGUCUAUAUGCAUUUGAGUCGCGUUCUGAUUAAACUGGGCAUAAUGCAUGUGCGUAAAGUGUCGUCCAGAUUAGCCUGUGCAGUCCACACAGGCUAACCAGGGACAACACUUUACGUUUGUAUGACAUUUUUCGUUUAAAUGAAGUCUCUUCUUAGCAAAAAUCCAAUUUAGGCGGAAAGUGUCGUCCCUGAUUAGCCUGUGCGGACUACACAGGCUAAUCUGGGACUUCACAGGCUAAUCUGGGACGACACUUUACGCACAUGCAUUAUGCCCAGUUUUCUCAGAACGCGUCUCAUUUCAUGAUCGAUGGCUGUAAGGACUAAUUCUCAAUAAGUAAUCAUUUUACGUAAAUAUAGUUAUCAAAACAAAACUCCGUUGGUAAAGGAACCGUAUCUUGCGCUCGUUUGCGGUUAUUCCUGAUUUUAGUACUGAUAUUUUAAUAUUAAUUAAAACUUUUAAUGUGCUUGUAAUUCGUUGUUGAAUACGCAUGACAUUUUGUAUGAGUUAUGCAAAAAAUACAUAAAUACAAAAAAUCAUAAACCAUUGCGGUUUUCUUCAUUUGUUUACAUGAACACAUAUCCCGUAAUCGGUGUAAGUUGCUUUUAAUAUGUGCAUUAAAAAUGUAUACGUUU
Molecule: messenger RNA, 2933 nt
Organism: Dreissena polymorpha
Lineage: Eukaryota; Metazoa; Mollusca; Bivalvia; Myida; Dreissenidae
Product: thiosulfate sulfurtransferase-like
Exons: 8
Coding region: 264-1166 (300 amino acids)
Biological process (GO): transsulfuration
Cellular component (GO): mitochondrion
Molecular function (GO): thiosulfate-cyanide sulfurtransferase activity
Source: RefSeq, a predicted model, not a curated record